CGCAUGCGCGCUGCGGAACAGGACAUGACCUCAUCAGUGUAGGUCGUGUGGGAGGGGAGAAGGGAGCGAGUGUGAAAAUGGCGUCUCCGAAAACAGUCCCGAAAGAUGCACAGGUUAUGAUGCAGAUUCUGAAAGAUAUGGGGAUCACAGAAUAUGAGCCCAGAGUCAUCAACCAAAUGCUGGAGUUCACCUACAGAUACGUCACAACUAUAAUCGAAGAUGCCAAAAUAUACGCCACCCAUGCUAAGAAGUCCACUGUUGAUGCUGAUGACAUAAGGUUGGCAAUUCAGUGUAGAAUGGAUCAGUCAUUUACGUCUCCACCACCAAGAGAUUUUCUGCUGGAGGUUGCCAGACAGAAGAAUCAAGCCCCUCUGCCCUUGAUUAAGCCCUACGCAGGACCACGACUUCCACCAGACCGCUACUGUUUAACUGCACCAAACUACAGACUCAAGUCCCUGCAGAAAAAGGUGUCCUCAUCUGCGGGUAGAAUAACAGUACCACGGCUCAGUGUGGGGGCAGUUUCCAGUAGACCAAGCACACCAACACUCGGUACCCCCUCAGUGCAGACAAUGGGCAGUAAAGUGGGAACCCCUGUGUCACUGACAGGCCAGCGCUUCACUGUUCAGAUCCCCUCCUCACAGGCUGCUUCUGUCAAGACAGCCACCCCGACUACUCCAGGCACAGUCCAGAAUGUCCUCAUCAACCCCUCCCUCAUCGGCUCCAAGAACAUCCUCAUUACGACCAACAUGGUGUCUCAGAACUCCUCCGGCGAAUCGGGCUCUCUGAAAAGAAAGCAUGAAGAUGACGACGACUAUGAUGCUUUAUGACCCUGUGCAUAAGUUGUAUCAGUAGUCUUAGAUGCUCCUUGCUUGAUACGCGUGUAAAUAUAUAAUGAUAAUUUUGCUUUCGAUCAGCUCCAUCAUGUUGUUUUUGAUUAUACCAGUAACCUUAUGACCUUGACCAUUGAUUGCUGACUUUUUCUACGUAAAAAUAAAAUGUAGUUGCUAAACCCA
Astyanax mexicanus (Mexican tetra) is the source of this 1013-nucleotide messenger RNA. RefSeq names its product TAF9 RNA polymerase II, TATA box binding protein (TBP)-associated factor (gene taf9). The transcript has 7 exons. Gene Ontology annotation, cellular component: SAGA complex; transcription factor TFIID complex. Lineage: Eukaryota; Metazoa; Chordata; Actinopteri; Characiformes; Acestrorhamphidae. The coding region runs from base 78 to 827 and encodes 249 amino acids. Gene Ontology annotation, biological process: DNA-templated transcription initiation; RNA polymerase II preinitiation complex assembly. Gene Ontology annotation, molecular function: RNA polymerase II general transcription initiation factor activity; protein heterodimerization activity; transcription coactivator activity. The record is from RefSeq and is a predicted model, not a curated record.